UGUGGGGACAGGCUACAAGUCACUAGACUUUAGAGAGAGUUACUGAUUGACACGCUGAGAUGGAACGCACCUGUCGUCUACUCUUGCUGUUGAGUACACUGGUAUACUGUAGCCUCGGACAAGGUGGAGCCUCUCUGAGUGUCAGUCCUGACAGAUCUCAGUUCUUUGAAUUUGAGUCUGUCUCUCUGAGCUGUGAGGUUCAGGGGAACUCGACUGGAUGGAGAGUGAUGAGGAACGCAGAGAGAGGAAACCUUUCAGAGUGUAGUACUGACUGGGGAAAACAUCAAGGGUCUUCAUGCAUCGUGUCACUAAUACCAUCAUCCAGUGGAGUGUACUGGUGUGAGUCUGGGUCUGGAGAACACAGCAAUGCUGUCAACAUCACAGUACAUGUUGGAGCUGUGAUCCUGGAGAGCCCUGCCCUUCCUGUGACUGAGGGAUAUUCUGUGACUCUGCGCUGCAGAUAUCAGGGAACUCCCUCUGACCUCACAGCUGUUUUCUACAAAGAUGGAUCCCUCAUCAGGGCUGAGACUACAGGAGAGAUAACCAUCCCUGCAGUAUCCAAGUCAGAUGAAGGACUCUACAAGUGUUCCAGCUCUAAAGGAGAAUCACCAGAGAGCUGGAUGACUGUGACAGAUGCAGGUCCAACUCCCAUUCCAUCUCCAGCAGUCCCAGUGUUGUCCAUGUCUACACCCAUUCCAUCUCCAGCAGUCCCAGUGUUGUCCAUGUCUCUACCCAGGCUGCUGUGUAGUAUACUGGUGGGGUCUCCCUACCUGCUGGUGACCAUCAUACUGCUGGUGAAAGGCUGCAGGAGCAGGACUCAAGGGUAAACCAGGAUACCCAGGAAGACCCACCAAGACCAAUUAGGUGACCGUGUUGAAGAAGAGUGAGGCUGAGAUCACCUGAUCACCAUAACAACCAUCAGAAUGGAACUCAUGGAAUUCUAAUAUAGAACUGUGAGUCACAAUGUUGUAUGUUGUUACAUUGUAGCUCCACCUGCUGGAACAAUAGUGGCAUUUGAUCAAAUGUGAUCUAUUAACUGAUACAUGUAUUAUUCUGAUUGGAAUGUGUUUUAAUAUGUGUGUUGUAUUAUUCAUUCAGCAGCUGUCCUUUAACAUCAGUCAUAUACUGGUCAUAUACUGUAUAGCAUUAUGGUUGAUACAUUGUAAAUGCCUUCACUUCUCAUGUCUAUACAGAUCAACUGAUAGGUGUUGUGGUUCAGGCAUUAUUGUUACAGGUUCAGUAUAAUGUUAUACCGUUACAUGUUACAGAGAUAGAAAACAUACAGGAGAGGAGAAUUCAGUUAUUACAAUUAUUUACUUCCCAUUUUGGUCUCAUGUUAUUUUGUUUAAACAUAACUAAUGUAGGGCUUUUGUUUCAUUGUGGUUGUUUUGUGCAAAACCAUUAUUUUUCUAUGAGUCAUCCUGGUAAGAUUAUUGCUUUUGUCUUUGUAGCAAAUAGAAAUAAAUAAGUGAUUUUCCUCAA
This is a messenger RNA of Oncorhynchus nerka (sockeye salmon), 1482 nucleotides long. RefSeq names its product high affinity immunoglobulin gamma Fc receptor I-like. The coding region runs from base 60 to 827 and encodes 255 amino acids. The transcript is spliced from 7 exons. The record is from RefSeq and is a predicted model, not a curated record. Gene Ontology annotation, biological process: cell surface receptor signaling pathway. Gene Ontology annotation, cellular component: plasma membrane. Gene Ontology annotation, molecular function: transmembrane signaling receptor activity. NCBI's taxonomy places the organism in Eukaryota, Metazoa, Chordata, Actinopteri, Salmoniformes, Salmonidae.